Messenger RNA from Trichomonas vaginalis G3, 561 nucleotides. RefSeq names its product ribosomal protein family. The transcript has a single exon. Gene Ontology annotation, molecular function: RNA binding; structural constituent of ribosome. Gene Ontology annotation, cellular component: cytosolic large ribosomal subunit; ribosome. Gene Ontology annotation, biological process: translation. The record is from RefSeq and is a predicted model, not a curated record. The coding region runs from base 1 to 561 and encodes 186 amino acids. Lineage: Eukaryota; Parabasalia; Trichomonadida; Trichomonadidae.
AUGGGUGUUGACCUUGAUCACAGAGUUCCCCGUAAACAGAGGCAAGAGCCAAAGACAGCUGAUGCCCAAAUGAAGAUGCUCCACAACCUUUAUGCAUUCCUCGCUCGUCGUACAGGCAACGACUUCAAUGCUAAGAUUGCUCACCGUCUUUGCAUUUCCCGCACAAACAGGCGCCCAUACUCUCUUAGCCGCCUUGCUACAGCUCUUAACGGCAAGGAAGCUGAGACAAUCGCCGUUCUUGUUGCUAAGAUCACCAACGAUGAACGCCUCCUUGAAGUUCCAAAGAUGAAGGUUUGCGCUCUUAAGUUCACAGAAACAGCUCGCGCCCGCAUCCUUGCUGCUGGUGGUGAAUGCAUCACAUUCGAUCAGCUUGCUCAGCUCCGCCCAACAGGUGACAAGUGCCUCCUUCUUGAAGGUGAUCGCACACGCCGCCUUGUUAACAAGCACUUCGGCGCUGCCCCAGGUGAUGACAACUCCAAGACACGUCCAAAGGUUGCUUCUCACGGCCGUAAGUUCGAAAUGGCUCGUGGCCGCAGGAAAUCGAGGUGGUACCACGCUUAA